This is a messenger RNA of Penicillium mononematosum, 552 nucleotides long. RefSeq lists its product as uncharacterized. The record is from RefSeq and is a predicted model, not a curated record. The transcript is spliced from 3 exons. Lineage: Eukaryota; Fungi; Ascomycota; Eurotiomycetes; Eurotiales; Aspergillaceae. The coding region runs from base 1 to 552 and encodes 183 amino acids.
AUGCUAUCCAAGACCAUCUUCAUCCUCGCUUCGGCUGCCACUCUAGUCAACAGCCAAUUCGAUCCGACAUCAGUUCCCUACGCUACAAGACAGGCCUGGUGUAACUCCCAAACAUCCGCAUGUCCAAUCCUCUGCCUACAACUACCAGGAGCCUCGGGCACACCAAAAUCAAACACCUGCUCAGCCGACACCCUACUCUACGACUGCAUAUGCAACAAUAAUGUUAUCCCCAAUGCCAGCGAAUAUUCCCAGACAAUCCCCUACUACACCUGCACAGAAACCAACAACCAAUGUGUCAAAAAAUGCAAUGGUGACUCCACUUGCCAGAAUGACUGCAGAGUAAAGAACCCCUGUGGAGCCCAGGAUCCCAAGCGUGUUAAUAUUACUACUACCGCCAAGCCUACCCCUACUGCAUCUGAGACCCCUGUGAAUACCCUUGUCGAUGGAGCUACUGGCGCUGGUCCGCGCAUGGCCUCUGUUAAUAUGAGCCAUGUCUAUGGGCUUUGUGUUUUGGUUGGUGGUUUUGUUGCUGGCUUUGCUACUCUCUUGUAG